CACAUUCACAUCCCAGCCUGUCACUAGCACAUCCGAAGACGAGCAUGGCGCAAAGGGGGCCACCCGUGUCUCUAACAGGGACCGUCCCCAGGACAGCCCUUAGCCUGGCGCUGCUGCUGCUGCUCCUCCUCGGUGCCUGCUGGGCUGCGCGCCCCUCGGAGCAGUUGGGCGGCCAGAGCCCCAGCUGGGUGACCCGGGCAAGAAGGAACCCGCGGGAGCUGCUGUUCCGCGGCGGAGGCGGCGGCCGGGAGGAGGCUGGGGCGCUGGGGGCUGCUGCGGGGAGUCGCUCCAGGAGAGCAUCCUCCACCUCCUCCCGCCCGGCCAGGGAGCAGGUCUCUCUGAUCAGCACCUCCUUCGUGCUCAAAGGGGACGCGUCGCACAACCAGGCGAUGGUGCACUGGACGGGCGAGAACAGCAGUGUGAUUCUGAUCCUUACCAAGUAUUACCAUACUGACAUGGGGAAGGUGCUGGAGAGCUCUUUGUGGAGGUCAUCAGAUUUUGGAACAUUAUAUACAAAGCUGAAUCUGCAGCCCGGGAUUACUACCGUCAUUGACAAUUUCUACAUUUGUCCCACCAACAAAAAAAAGAUAAUUCUUGUGAGUUCUUCACAUAAUGACCGGGACCAGAGUCUUUUCAUGAGCAUCGAUGAAGGAGCCACUUUUCAAAAGCAGCCCAUUACCUUCUUUGUGGAAACCCUGGUUUUUCACCCAAAAGAUGAGGAUAAAGUGAUUGCUUACACCAAGGAAGGCAAGCUCUAUGUGUCAGUUGACUUGGGGAAAAAAUGGACUCUUCUACAGGAACGAGUGUCAAAAGACCAUAUUUUCUGGGCCGUUGCCGGAGUUGACAGAGACCUUGAUUUGGUUCAUAUGGAAAUCCAGGACCCCAGUGGAGGUUAUCGCUACAUCACCUGUCAGAUUCAGAAUUGCUCUGAUAAAACACCAACAGUCCAGUUUGCUGGCAGCAUCGACCAGGAUUCCUUGACUGUGCAGGAUGACUACAUAUUCCUCCAGACAACAUCAGCAAAUCGAACUAAAUAUUAUGUCUCUUACCGUCGAAAUGACUUCAUACAGAUGAAGCUACCAAAAUACGCAUUGCCAAAGGAUUUACAGAUUAUCAGUACAGAUGAAAACCAAGUAUUUGUGGCUGUUCAAGAAUGGUACCAGACAGACACGUACAACCUGUACCAAUCUGACCCACAGGGUGUAUACUACUCCAUUUUACUAGAGAAUGUCAGGAGCACUAAGCAGCCAGAAGAGAAUGUCCUGAUAGAUAUUCUGGAGGUCAGAGGUGUUAAAGGAGUAUUUUUGGCCAAUCAGAAAAUUGAUGGGAAAGUUACAACUCUAAUAACCUACAACAAAGGCCGUGACUGGGACUAUCUGACCCCUCCAAUUUCUGAUAUGAAUGGUAAACCAACCAACUGCAAACCUCCUGAUUGCCAUCUUCAUCUCCAUCUCCGCUGGGCAGACAAUCCAUAUGUGUCAGGAACAGUCCAUACCAAGGACACUGCACCAGGGCUCAUAAUGGGGGCAGGUAAUCUGGGCUCCCAGCUGGUUGAGUAUAAAGAAGAAAUGUACAUAACAUCUGAUUGUGGGAAUACCUGGCGGCAGGUCUUUGAAGAAGAACAUCACAUCUUGUAUCUGGACCAUGGUGGAGUCAUUGUGGCCAUCAAAGACACUUCUAUUCCUCUGAAAAUACUCAAGUUCAGCAUAGAUGAAGGUCAGACAUGGAGUACACAUAAUUUCACCAGUACGUCAGUCUUCGUAGAUGGGCUACUCAGUGAACCUGGAGAUGAGACAUUAGUCAUGACAGUCUUUGGACACAUCAGUUAUCGUUCAGACUGGGAGCUGGUGAAAGUAGACUUCAGACCAUCUUUCCCUAGGGAGUGCACAGAAGAUGACUAUGAAUCUUGGGACCUCACAGAUCUACAGGGUGAUCGCUGCAUCAUGGGUCAGCAGAGAAGUUUUCGGAAGAGGAAGAUUUCAUCCUGGUGCAUUAAAGGGAGGAGUGUCACAUCUGCUCUCACAUCCAAAGUUUGCGAGUGUACAAACUCUGAUUUCUUAUGUGAUUAUGGAUUUGAACGUUCAGCACCUCUGAAAUCAGAAUCCAGCAAGUGCUUUGCUAACUUUUGGUUUAAUCCAGAAUCACCCCCUGAAGAUUGCGUAUUAGGGCGGGCCUAUGCGAGCAGCACAGGGUACAGGAAAGUGGUGUCUAAUGUAUGUGAAGGUGGUAUCGACUUGCAGCAGAAUCUAGCCCAGCAUAUGUGUCCACUGAUCGCUCCCAAAAGACUGCAGAUCAGCAUUAAAGGAGAGAGCCUGGCUGUUAAACCUGGAGAGGAUGUCACCUUUGUAGUCACACAAGACCAGGGAGAUAUUCUAAAUACCAAGUACCAGGUGGACCUUGGGGAUGGCUUUAAGGCAAUAUACGUGAACCUCACAAUGACAGGGGAACCCAUUCGGCACCGUUAUGAGAACCCUGGGAUUUACCGUGUCUCAGUCAGGGCUGAGAAUGUUGCCGGGCAUGAGGAAGCAGUGGUGUUUGUUCAAGUUAAUUCUCCACUGCAGGCUUUACAUCUAGAAGUGGUUCCAGUCAUUGGGAGAAACCAGGAGGUGAAUUUGACAGCCAUCGUAUUGCCCAAGAACCCUAACUUGACAGUCUUCUACUGGUGGAUAGGAAAUAAUCUUCAGCCACUUCUCACUUUGGACAGUUUUUUGGUGACAAGAUUUGCUGAGACAGGUGAGGUGAGAGUUACAGUGCAGGCCUCCUGUGGGAACUCCAUGCUGCAGGAUUCCAAGAUUGUCCAAGUUUUUGAUCAUUUUCAAGUUCUUUCUCUAAAGUUUACUAAACAUCUGGACAUGUACAACCCCAACAUACCAGAGUGGAGGGAAGACAUAGGCCUGGUAGUAACACGACUUCUUGCAAAGGAAACUAAUAUCCCUGAAGAAACACUGGUGACUGUGGUGAAACCUGGUCUGCCCACAACUGCUGAUUUGCUUGUGCUGCUUCCAGCGAACCAGCCAAAGCGGAAGAGAAGUAUAACUAGUGAUAAGAGAAUAGCUGCUAUAAAGCAGGCCUUGAAUGCACAUAACAUCAGCUUCUUCCUGAGGGAAGGAUACUGGGUCUUAGUGACGUUAGCCAGCUCUGAUUCAGACUCUCAGAGGAUUGGAGGAGGCAAUGGAUACUGGGCUAUAGUGGUUCUCUUUGUUAUCUGUCUAGUUGUAGUUGGGGCCUUCAUUCUUUACAAGUUUAAAAGGAAACUGCCAGGCAGAAAUGUCUAUGCCCAGAUGCACAACGAAAAGGAACAGGAGAUGACCAGCCCUGUUAAUCACAGUGAGGACACCCAGAACAUCAUCCAGGGUGAGGAGUUUAUUGAUGAUGAUCUGGAUUCUCAGACGCUAGGUAAUGCAAGAGUGACUCCUUCUGGGAGAGGUGGAAACUUGAACAGCUACAGAGUUCCCUUAUUGCUGAUGCCGGUCAGUGUCCAAUCCCAGGCAGUCACUCAGGCGUGGUUUUGAGCAUUAACUCCAGAGAGAUGCACAGUUACCUGGUUAGCUGAUGUUUACAGCUGAACGCAAAAACUGAAAGACUCUUCUCUGUAUUGUUUAAUUUUUCCCUGGGGAUGUCACCAAAUUGCAAACAUGGCUGUACCUGCUGGUGGAAAGUAGGUUCCUAAACAGUCUUGAAACUACAAGUGUCCAUCAUCUGUUACUGUAUACUGGGAACUAGUUACAAUUCAAACUCAAACUAAGGUAGCACAUUUGUAGCCCUAGGCACACUAGAUGCCACAUUUUCUCUUUUCUGUAUAUGUUCUAGUUCUUUAUGUUCAGUUUUAGAAGGACUGGACUUCAGUUCCUUUUAUUGGCUGGGGUGUUCAAUGGAAAACUGAAAUUCAGCAGCCUUGAAGAGUUGACUUUAAAAACCAGUGACUAGUAAGUACAAAGCAGAUGGCUG
This is a messenger RNA of Gopherus flavomarginatus (Mexican gopher tortoise), 3948 nucleotides long. It is a transcript of the gene SORCS2, whose product is annotated as sortilin related VPS10 domain containing receptor 2. Gene Ontology annotation, cellular component: membrane. The transcript has 28 exons. The record is from RefSeq and is a predicted model, not a curated record. The coding region runs from base 45 to 3512 and encodes 1155 amino acids. Lineage: Eukaryota; Metazoa; Chordata; Testudines; Testudinidae. Gene Ontology annotation, molecular function: protein binding.